Molecule: messenger RNA, 1209 nt
Organism: Sinocyclocheilus rhinocerous
Lineage: Eukaryota; Metazoa; Chordata; Actinopteri; Cypriniformes; Cyprinidae
Product: dickkopf-related protein 3-like
Exons: 6
Coding region: 93-944 (283 amino acids)
Biological process (GO): multicellular organism development; negative regulation of canonical Wnt signaling pathway
Cellular component (GO): extracellular region
Molecular function (GO): co-receptor binding; receptor antagonist activity
Source: RefSeq, a predicted model, not a curated record
UUUUCCCCUCAAAAGUUUCCAAAUAAUCGACGUCCCAGGCAUAGACAGGGUCUGUGAUUCCCGCCAGGGGUGACUCGCCUAAGCACAAAACGAUGCUGAAAUUUGUUAUAUUAUCCCUUUGCGUCGGCUUUGUGGUGGGCAGCUCAGUCCACAGAGGGGGACAUCUGGACAUCACCGAGGCCCUGGAGGAGCAUGUGGCGCAGGGACAAACCACUUUAAACGAGAUGUUCAGGGAAGUGGAAAAACUGAUGGAGGACACGCAACAAAAACUAGAGGAGGCUGUUCACCAGAUGGAGAAUGAGUCUUCAAAAUCGUUGCUACAUGGACGCAACUUUCCUGCCAGUUUUCACAAUGAAACUAUGACCGUGAUCAAGGUUGGAAAUCGGACUGUCCAGCUGAUAGAGAGAAUCGACAAGGAAACCGAUAAUAAGAUUGGAAAGACACAUUUUUCCAGAACUCUCAUUCAGAACACUGAACGGUGGAAUGAAGUAGAUCACGAGUGCAUGAUUGAUGAGGACUGUGGGGACGGCAGCUUCUGCCUGUAUGAGAUCAUCACCUCCAAAUGUGUCCCGUGCCAGACGACUAAUAUGGUCUGUGCUCAUUUUUAUCUCACUACAUUUCCUGUGGUCUGGAGUCCAUCUCAUCCUAAUCUCCUUCCUUUCUGCUGUACCUCUUUCUGUAGUCUCUGUCUCUCCCUCCUCUUUUUAAUAUUUCUUUGUUUUUUUUUCUCUCCAGCCCUGCUCUUCCCCGUGUGCCGCCCCAAGCCACAGGAAGGCCAAGGUUGCCACAGUCACCCCAAUCAGCUGAUGGAUCUGUUACUGUGGGACGAGGAGGGGCCGCGGGAGCACUGCCCCUGUGCUACAGGCCUGCACUGCCAGCCUCUCAAGAAUAAAUCCGUGUGUGUGGAUGAGAGGAACACUUCUGGUGAAGAAAAUGCGGACUGAUCGCUCCCAAUGAAACUGAACAUUGAUCAGUGUUGUAAUUUUGUCUCUAUUUGUAGCAUCAAAGUGCCUUCUUUUCCUCUUAAUUCAAUGAGAGGAAUUAAGCUUUAAUUUAUACCUUUUUGUGUAAUUUGUGUGCCACUACAUCAAAUGGAAUUACAAAGAUGUUUUAAAAAGAAUAGUAUUUUGAUAAGACAAUGACAACGUUCUGAAUAUGUGGACCUAGCUGGGCAUUAUAUUCCUUCCAAAUAAAUAUGAUUUCUUGACA